AUGGCGCCAAAACGAGUAACCGCGCCGCAAGUCGACCCGGCGCCGCUGCGUGAGCCCCUCGCUUUUGCGUUCAGCGGGAGAGUUGCGCCGAACCGAAUCCUCAAGGGUGCCAUGACGGAAAGACUCUCGACUUGGGACCCAAAGGUUCUUGAAAAGCGUGGCAUCCCCACCACGGAGCUCAUCAAUGUAUAUCGACGUUGGGGUCAGGGCGGGUUUGGCGUCCUGCUGACGGGAAACGUCAUGAUCGAAUAUGACCAUCUCGAAUCACCCGGGUGCGCCAUCAUCCCGCGAGGCUCUCCGUUCAGCGGCGAGCGCUUCGAAGCCUUUCGGGCCAUGGCAUCCGUGUCGAAGAAGCACGGCAGUCUAGUCAUUGCGCAAGUCAGCCAUCCCGGACGACAGGUCUACAGCAGCGUUCAGCAGAACCCCAUCUCGGCCAGCGACGUCCAGCUCAACAUGAACAGGAUGGGCAUGUCGUUUGCGAAGCCGAGGGCAAUGGAGAAGGAGGAUUUCGCGAAUGUGAUCGAGGGCUUCGCCCAUGCGGCCGAGUACCUGCACAGGGCGGGCUACGAUGGAAUUGAAUUGCACGGCGCCCACGGCUACUUAUUGGCGCAGUUUCUCUCGCCGACAACGAAUAAGCGCACCGACCAGUACGGCGGCUCGUUGAUGAACCGCGCGAGAAUCAUCUUCGAGAUCAACGACGCCAUUCGCGCCCGCGUCCCCAAGUCCUUCAUUGUCAGCAUCAAGCUCAACAGCGUCGAGUUUCAGGAUGGCGGCUUUUCCACCCAGGACUGUACGGAUCUAUGCGCUGCACUGGAAGAAAGCGGGUUUGACUUUGUAGAAUUAUCGGGCGGCACGUAUGAGGCUGGUGCUUUCUACCACCGCAAAGAGUCGACUAAGAAGCGCGAGGCCUUCUUCCUAGAGUUUGCUGACAUCAUCGUCCCCGGACUGAACAGGACCAAAGUCUAUGUGACUGGGGGGUUUCGCACAACAAGUGGCAUGGUCAAGGCCCUUGAUACAGUGCAUGGCGUUGGGUUGGGCCGUCCGGUUUGCGAUGAGUUCGACUUGCCACAGAAGAUAUUGAACGGAGAGGUUCAUGGUGCGAUCGAGGUUUUGAUGGACCAGGCAGAUACCACCAUGACGAAUAUGGCCGCGGGUACUCAGUGA
Metarhizium brunneum ARSEF 3297 is the source of this 1164-nucleotide messenger RNA. RefSeq names its product NADH-dependent flavin oxidoreductase nadA. The record is from RefSeq and is a predicted model, not a curated record. Gene Ontology annotation, molecular function: FMN binding; oxidoreductase activity. Lineage: Eukaryota; Fungi; Ascomycota; Sordariomycetes; Hypocreales; Clavicipitaceae.